AUGCCCGUCUCCUCGACCUAUCCUCCCAUCCAGGUUCCUAAUGUCGACAUCUGGACGUUCCUUUUCGAACGAAACGAUAGACCCUUCCCAGAAGACAAGAUCAUCUACCAGGAUGCCGAUACCCAGCGAUACUACACCUACAAAGGCGUGAGAGAUGCCGCGUUAUCCUUCGGACAGGGACUCAAGGCCAUCUUCGACUGGCGAAAAGGAGAUGUCCUCGGCCUCUUCACCCCCAAUUGCAUCGAUACUCCGAUCGUGACAUGGGGAGCCCACUGGGCCGGUGGUGUCGUGUCCCCAGCCAACCCAGCAUACACUGUCGACGAAUUGGCUUUCCAACUUGGAAACGCGGGUGCCAAAGCACUGAUCACUCAGGUCUCUGCUCUCCCAGUGGCCGCGGAGGCUGCCAAGAGGGUUGGAAUAACUGAAGACCGGAUCAUCCUCAUUGGAGACGAGCGCGAUCCCAACGCCAAAUUUAAACAUUUCACCUCCAUCCGAAAUAUCUCCGGUACGACCAGAUUCCGCAAGACCAAGAUUGUACCUGAGAAGGAUUUGUCGUUUCUGGUUUAUUCGUCGGGGACGACUGGUGUGCCCAAGGGAGUGAUGCUUUCCCAUCGGAAUAUCGUCGCCAAUAACCUGCAGCUUGCUGCCGGAGAAGCUGGCCAACUUACCUGGAACGGCGGAGCAGAUGGAAAGGGUGACCGAGUAUUGGCAUUUUUGCCUUUCUACCACAUCUAUGGGUUGACUGCACUCGUUCACCAGAGUCUGUAUAAGGGUCUGCAUCUAAUCGUCAUGCAAAAGUUUGACCUUGAAAAGUGGUGCGCACAUGUUCAAAACUACCACGUCACUUUCAGUUACGUCGUUCCUCCCGUGGUCCUCCUGCUAGGCAAGAACCCAGUAGUCGACAAGUAUGAUUUGUCCAGUCUCCGCAUGAUGAACUCGGGUGCUGCACCACUCACGCAGGAGCUCGUCGAGACAGUCUACGCGCGUAUCAAGACCGGCAUCAAGCAGGGCUACGGCCUUAGUGAGACCAGUCCAACCACACAUACUCAACCAUGGGAGGAGUGGCGUACGUCGAUUGGGUCCGUGGGCAAGCUGCUACCCAACAUGGAAGCCAAGUACAUGACCAUGCCUGAGGAUGGCUCCGACCCAACCGAAGUCGCCGUCGGCGAGGUGGGCGAGCUGUAUCUGCGCGGCGACAACAUCUUCCUAGGCUAUCACAAUAACCCGUCCGCGACGGCCAAUUCGCUGUCCAAGGACGGGUGGUUCCAGACCGGCGACGUUGGCUAUCAAGACAAGAAUGCCAACUUCUACAUCACCGACCGCGUCAAGGAGCUCAUCAAGUACAAGGGUUUCCAGGUGGCGCCGGCCGAGCUCGAGGGAAUCCUAGUGGAUAACGAAGCCGUCGACGAUGUCGCCGUGCUCGGCAUUGAGAGUGAAGCUCAUGGCACCGAAGUCCCGCUGGCGUAUAUCGUGCGGAGUGCAAAGAGUAAAUCCUCGGGCCUCAGCGCAGAACAGGAAGCUUCCAACAUUGUAAAAUGGCUGGAUGGCAAGGUUGCAUACCACAAACGCUUGCGUGGUGGUAUCCGAUUUGUAGAUGAAAUUCCCAAGAGCCAUAGUGGAAAGAUCCUGCGACGAGUGCUCAAGAAGGCAGCCAAGGAGGAAGCCAGCCAGGCACUGGGUGUUGUCAAGGCCAAGUUGUAG
Molecule: messenger RNA, 1701 nt
Organism: Aspergillus wentii DTO 134E9
Lineage: Eukaryota; Fungi; Ascomycota; Eurotiomycetes; Eurotiales; Aspergillaceae
Product: acyl--CoA ligase
Exons: 3
Coding region: 1-1701 (566 amino acids)
Biological process (GO): secondary metabolic process
Molecular function (GO): CoA-ligase activity
Source: RefSeq, a predicted model, not a curated record